AUGACGCGUCGCGAAAUCUACAACUCCUCCAUCUCCGGCGAUUCCGACAAUGACCUCUUCCCUCCUCUGCCGCAUACGACAGUGAAGAAGAAACGACGGAGCAAAAAAAAGAAAGCGACGACACGACACCGUAUUAGCACUUCCUCGGCCGACAGUGGGUUGUUUGGCGACGAGAGAGAAGAGGAAGAAGAAGAGAUUGCAACGCUAGUUGUGUUUUCACGAAAUCACAAGCAGAGGAUGAAGGGAGCGAAAUGCAACGUUUCGAACGGAGGGAAGGUGUGGUCGCUAGAGAUUGACUGGCCAGUAAGGUUGUUGGGGUUGAAGAAGCUGAUACUGUCGUUUGCGAUGGAGGGAAAAGUGAAGGAGAACUUCGUGAUGGUGAAGAAAUCAGAGGACCCAUAUGAGGAUUUGAAGAGAUCGAUGAUGGCGAUGAUAUUAGAGAAGCAAAUGUUUGAGGCGAGAGAUUUGGAGCAGCUGUUGGAGUGUUUUUUAUCGCUGAAUUCGCAUCAUCAUUACAGGGUUAUUGCUGAGGCUUUUACUGGCAUUUGGAUGGCAUUGUUUUAUAGUACUAGUUGA
This is a messenger RNA of Camellia sinensis, 576 nucleotides long. Lineage: Eukaryota; Viridiplantae; Streptophyta; Magnoliopsida; Ericales; Theaceae. The record is from RefSeq and is a predicted model, not a curated record.